ACGACUUCUCUCAAAUCGGCACAUUCUUCUAAGAGAUGACCGCACAAAAGUAACUUAAACCUUCGUAUAUUCGCAGUACUUUCUUAGAUCUCGUUUUCAGGAUUUUAUCAUAUGACUACAAUUUUGUUUUAUAUAUAUAUAUAUAUAUAUAUAUAUAUAUAUAUAUAUAUAUGCUCGUUACGUAUAUAUACAGCGUGCCGUUUUAAUGCAUCACGAAAAUAAAUCAAAUUUCGUGAAUCUAAGAUCCUCGUGUGAGUUAUUCGUAUGUUUUAGGAUUUUAUAUAAACUCGCAUUAGUCGCAACGGAUCUUGAAGUCGGGUAAUAUCGAUAUCGAUAAUCAGUUCAAGACACUGACGCGAUACUCUAUCGCUCCUGUACCGCAAUCAAAUUUACGAACGAGAUGCAUAGCAUUGCAUACAUAUAUAUGUAUAUAAACUUCUAUACAUAUAUCGCCAGUCGCGUGCGGUUUGUUCAUGCGCGAUUAUCGCAAUUUCCGAUGUCUUCUUAGUUAUCGCUCGCGAUAGACUGAGCUACAGAUAGAAGUAAAUAUGCAGUUUAUAUGAAACGACAGUUUUUAAUCAACUGAGUUUGGGAAAAUCAUGAAUUGAUGAAUAUACUAUACUAUGUUCGCUUCCUAAUCUUGUACAUAAUAUAUAGAAAUUAAUCUUGAACAGAAGAAACUCUUGCACAUAACGACACCAUGAUUUUUUGACGAAAAGAAUGUAAAGCAUUUUAUUAUACACUACUUAAAAGAUCAAUCGGUAUUUCUAGUCACUUUUCUGGCUCGAUACUAUCUGAUCAGUCAUAUUGAAUAUUCUUGAUUUAUCUCGACUAGCCACAAAUGAACGGAAAUAGAUAUUUACAUUUCGUUGCAUUUUUUACUAGUACAUUUUUCUAUUAAAAAAUAAUGCAUUGUAAAUCAAUUUUUCAACCUUGAUUGAAGCCGGAGAAGUGUCUAAAAGAAAAAUAUCCUAAGUUUUGAGUAGUAUAUAUGCAAAGAAGAAACAAAACUGGAAAAAGGAAAAUGAAAUUAAGAUGAAAUCAGAACAGCCGAAGAAUUAUGUACAUCGUUCGCAACUUGUAGUUUUAGAAUUUAAUCAUAUAUAUAAGACAAAAUUAAUUUAAGAGAAAAUUAUAGGAAAAUUAUUUGUGUAUUGAUCUCUGAUAAUGAAAAUUCGAGGUUGUGACGUCACUUUAGGUUCAUUAAUAAAAUUUUAGCUUGCCAUUCUUUACAAUCCAAGGCAGGAUUUGUGAUAAAGUGUUUUUGUUACAAUAUUAUUUACAUUAAUAUUUAUUAAUAAUAUUUACUACAGUAAAUAUUUUCUAGAAAAAUAUUUUUGUUACAAAAGAUUUGUCACAAAUUCUUCCUUCAAGCUAGAAAUUGUCAUAUACUCCUGCAAGACUUUCGUACGAAGGCAAUAAUUAUAUAUUCACAGUUUUAUGUAUGUACAUGGAUUAUAUACAUAUUUUUCGUAGUACGAAGCAUGAUGUAAGUAUACAUCAUCAUCAUUAUCAUCAUCAUGGUAUGAUGAAGAUACGAUCAGAUUGAAAAGCGACGACUCUCGAGUUUACGUGUAAUAAGCUGUAACGAUAGAUCGACAUACAUUACACAUAUAAAUCCAAAAUGGCAUUGCGCAUACUUUAUGUAAGUCGGUCCGAGAUAAAUCAAGUAUUAUAUAUUUAUGUUCACUUCACCAUAAGAAUACAUAUAUAGACAUUUUUAACUAUUUGUAAUAAAAAAUAAAGAAAUCUAUAUGUGUAGCUCUGCGUCAACUUAUUAUAAAUUUUCUUGCGGAUACGAAGAAAUAUAAAAUCCUGGAAUAUAAAGAAUUCUUAAUCAAUUAAAAAAUUCAAAAACAGAAUAAAAUUAACACGAGAAUAUAAAAAUAAUCUAUAUCAUAAGUUGCGUGUUUGCGUGUAUACGAAUGAAAUAAUGUAGACAACAAAUUGCCGCUUUCAAAAUAUUUGUACAAAAUCCAAGAUGGUAGUUGUUGCGGGAAGCCGGCGGACGUCCUUGUCACUGGUAUUAUCCACGAGGCACUGCAUCACGAAAACGUGACGCACAGUAAUAGUAGACGAUGAUAAAAAUCUUAGGGCGACUGAUAUCCCGCGAAUAUUAGAGUCACGAAUGCGCGACAUUUUUCGGCCACUUGGCGAAAGUCUAACCUCACCGUCGAAAGGGGGGAAAGCCAAGAGUUCGCUUAAUUUAUGCUCGUACAUGGAGCAAUUACUCAUGCGUGGCGGCGAGUAGCGCAACAUUGCGCUACGUCUCUCGUUGGUAGAACCAUCUGUCACAGUAAAUUUGCAACUAACUCGUCCUCGACUAAGUUCCUCUCGACUUGCAGAAGCUCCGAGAUGCGGACCUCGAGGGAACCUUGUUGUACGGCGCGUCGGAUAUGCAGUAAAGGAAAUAAUUUAUAACGCAAGAUAAUCAUCAGGAUGAUGUCCCAAACGUCACACGUGAUGACGCUCGCCAACAGCAUUAUCGGCGUGAGCGUCCUGGCGAUGCCCUUUUGCUUCAAACAGUGCGGCAUCCUGCUGGCCGUGCUGAUGUUGUUGCUGUGCAGCACCAUGUCCCGAUUGGCCUGUCACUUCCUCGUCAAAUCGGCCGUGAUAUCGAGAAGACGCAACUUCGAAUUGCUCGCCUUCCAUGCGUUUGGCCAUAUGGGAAAGUUCCUGGCGGAGCUUUUCAUCAUUGGCUUCAUGUUGGGCACGUGCAUCGCCUACUUCGUCGUUGUCGGCGAUCUGGGACCACAGAUAAUUGGAAAAGUGAUUAACAAGGUGCCGGCAGACAUUCGCACUAGUUUGCUAAUUAUCACCGGAGUCUUUAUCGUUCUGCCUCUGGGAUUACUCCGUAAUAUCGAUAGUCUGUCUAGCAUUUGUACUGCUACUAUCGUCUUCUACCUCUGUCUUGUACUAAAGAUAAUGAAUGAAUCGACUGCACAUGUCUUUGCGGGAGAGUGGAUCGAUAACGUUAAUUACUGGAGACCAGCUGGUAUCCUUCAGUGCCUGCCAAUAUUUUCCAUGGCGCUCUUCUGCCAGACGCAACUGUUUGAAAUAUACGAGACCAUUCCAAAUGUAUCCUUGGAGAAGAUGAACGACGUUGUACGGGGUGCAUUAAAUAUAUGUACUCUCGUGUACAUGUGCGUUGGCUUGUUCGGCUACGUCGCAUUCUAUACUCAAUCGUUCGCAGGAAACAUCUUGCUGAGUUUCGAGCCUAGCGUCGUGUCGGAGCUGAUUAAGCUGGGAUUCGUAUUCUCGCUCGCGUUCAGUUUCCCUCUAGUCAUUUUCCCAUGUCGCGCGAGCCUGAACUCACUCUUGUUUCGUCGGGUAUGUGUACAUACCUUGCAAAGUAAAGAAUCGAGAUUCCGGUGCCUCACUAUCGCGAUAGUCGCUAUCUCUCUGGUUAUCGGCAUUUUAGUGCCGAACAUAGAGUUCGUCCUUGGCAUCGUAGGAUCGACAAUCGGCGUGAUGAUUUGCUUGAUAUUCCCCGCUGCAUUUUUUGUCUCCAUAAGCAGCAGAAAUACUAACGAGAGACUGUUGGCACAGGGCAUUUUGUUCAUUGGCGUUUGGAUCAUGGUUCUUGGUACGUAUGCCAAUUUGUACGCUAUGGAACAAUCCACAAGUGCGAAAUUAGCCGCUGCGACAAGUAAGCCGCCAAACCAGAUCAAUAAUCUGCCAUUAAAUGUAAUUAAGAACGAUCUACACGUCAUUCCCGAUGGUCCCAAUUUGGAACUCAUUCCACUGGCUAAAGAUAAAAUUAACAAAGAACCCGAGGUAAAUGUACUCGACAAAGAAUCCGAUUUAAAGGCGAAAGACGUUCGACAAGAACCGCCAAUCCCCGUGGAACGAGUGCUUAUCACCGAAAAACCUGAUAAAAUAGCGGCAGGCACUUUUGUGCCAGAAAUAAAAAAUGUAAUUGAAACGAUGAAAGCUUUAAACGGAAAUUUAAAUAUACAAUCACAAGUGAUCGUGAAUACAGACAUUGCUAAAGUUGAUGAAUCCGUUGUCACAUUGAAGUCGGAAGAGAAGAUAAAACUAAUCGAAGAAAAGGAACACGCUAUAGAUUUGCAGAAAAGUGACAAUCUCAUUAAUUUGGACGCGAUAAAGAAGGAGGAGUCGGAGUUGGCGGCUGAUGGAGACGUCGCUAAUGCCAGAGCGGCGGAGCGGCAUGAACAACUCAGGAAAACGCUGGAAAAGCACAAGCAGGAGCAACGUCAGAUGAUGCAGGAGCAAAAGGAGAUUUUGAAGGACAUCAAAGAACAGAAACAGGAAUUUGAGAGAGAGAAACAGAGAAUGGCGAAGGAUACUCAGGAGAUACUCAGGAAAAAUGAGAAAAAAGUUGAAAUUAAUGUGAAGGAAGAUGCUUUGCCGAAAACCGAAAACAAUUUAAGAGAUAGCGAUAAAAGAGCUGAGGAGAAUAACGAGAUCGGUCUUGAAAAAAGUAAUAAAAAAGUUUCGGAAGAGAAAGAACGGAGUGUAGUGGACGAAUUAAAAUUAAAUGAACAACAAAAGCUGGACGAGAGUAAUAAUGCAAAUAUCGCGGUAGAGAAUAGCGAGAAAAAGUUAGAUUUGAUUCAGGAAAUUCCUCAUAACAAAAUCGUAGGAGAAUCGCAGAAGAUAUCAGAAAAUGCGGCAGAUAAAACUCUUUCCGUGGAAAAGACUGUUGCCGACCGCCAAGCGUUUGCAGGAUCAGCGUUGCAAAAGGAAAAACAAGAAGGCGAAACAAAAGUAGGGAUAAUAGAAUCCAAUAAUUCGGACAAUUUGAAGAGUCCUAUCGUGAAUGUUUUGUCAAAGGGAGUUUUACAAAGAUCCAUCGCGGAAGAAGGACCGCUGAGGGAAAGCGACGAUCAUCAGACGAAGGAGGAAAAGAGAGAACUUCUUCUCGCGAAUGAAGUUAUAAAUGCAUCGGACAAAUCGCAAGCUAAGCUGGACAGAUUCUCUGUACCUGUGGCACUAAAAAUGACGAAUCAAUCGAACUUGGACAAGAUAGUUGCUCCGUCGAAGAACAAGAGUGAACCAGAGAUUCUUGCUAUACGCAGGGAUAUUUUGGCGAACGAACGUGAGAAGAGGGACGUCGAUGCGACAAUGAGUGCGAACGACACAAAAGUCAGCAGCAAUCAUUUAUCUGAAAAAUCCGAAUUUCUCGUCGGAGAUGCUAACGAUCCUGAGACUUGCUCGAAGGAAGAGAAAGCGAAAAAAUCGGAAACCGAGAAGCAAUCUGAAAAGCGGAUACCCAAGUUGAGUACAACCGAAGCGCCUCUGAUUAAAACGAACGUAUAUUUGUCUGAGCAAGGAAUAACGAAAACGUUGUCUAUAGAUACGCAUGUUGCUUCGAAGGUGGAGUACGCGAAUGUGAAACAGAGAGACUUGAAGGCUUUAAAUCAUAAGGACAAUAUAGAAAUAUGAAAGUACCUAAUGAUCCGAAGCAGUAGGAUUCAUGGCAUAAUAAAGUCAAACCUGUUUAUAACUCGCAGAUUAUAUUUCCAGUUGCGUAUUGAGUGUGCGUUAUUAUUUAUAUUAAUAAUUAUAGUUGGAUUAAAUUAUUGUUAAAUUUUAAACAACCUGAAUUUCGCAAACAUUUGCUGGCGUACUUGUGAGGAUAUAACGGAAUACAUAUUAUAUAUAUAUAUAUAUAUAUAUAAUGCUUGCGCGUAUGCAUUAUUUAUUAUUUAUAUUAAUAAUUAUAGUUGGAUUAAAUUAUUGUUAAAUUUUAAACAACCUGAAUUUCGCAAAACUUUAACGGAAUACAUAUUAUAUAUAUAUUUUGUUUGCGUGUAUGCACAGUGCGUAUCUGAAUGUGAUGUAUUUAUGGUGCAUGACUGCUGUAUAUUUUCUAAACUAUUUUUAUGUAGCAUAAGGAUUGUAAAGAAAUAACGGAUACUAGGUUAAGAAAUCUGUAUAAGACCAAAUAUAAAGCAUAUUUUUACACUG
Molecule: messenger RNA, 5934 nt
Organism: Ooceraea biroi (clonal raider ant)
Lineage: Eukaryota; Metazoa; Arthropoda; Insecta; Hymenoptera; Formicidae
Product: putative sodium-coupled neutral amino acid transporter 10
Biological process (GO): amino acid transmembrane transport
Cellular component (GO): membrane
Molecular function (GO): L-amino acid transmembrane transporter activity
Source: RefSeq, a predicted model, not a curated record